AGCGGCUGACGGGGUGCAGCGAUGUGAGCGAGGCCCUGACAGAGAUGAAGGAGGAGAAGCGGCGCAUGGACAUGGAGCGCAAGGUCUCCAUCGCCCAGCUCUUCCGCUGCCGGAUCUAUCGCCAGCCGCUGCUCAUCGCUGUGGUGCUCCAGCUGUCCCAGCAGCUCUCCGGCAUCAAUGCGAUAUUCUAUUACUCCACCAGUAUCUUUGAGUCAGCUGGGCUGGAGCAGCCGGUGUUUGCCACAAUCGGCGCUGGGGCCAUCAACGCCGCCUUCACCAUUGUCUCGCUGUUCCUGGUGGAGCGGGCAGGCCGCCGGACGCUGCACCUGGUGGGGCUGGGAGGCAUGAUGGUUUGUGCCGUGGUGAUGACAGUGGCGUUGGUGUAUCUGGAUCGGGUGCCGGCCAUGAGCUACAUCAGCAUGGUGGCCAUCUUCGGCUUCGUGGCUUUCUUCGAGAUUGGGCCGGGGCCCAUCCCGUGGUUCAUCGUGGCCGAGCUGUUCAGCCAGGGGCCCCGCCCGGCGGCCAUGGCGGUGGCCGGGAGCUGCAAUUGGACCUGCAACUUCAUCGUCGGCAUGGCCUUCCAGUCCAUGGCGGACGCCUGCGGGCCGUACGUCUUCCUCAUCUUCGCGGCCCUCCUCCUUGGUUUCUUCCUCUUCACCUACUUCAAAGUCCCUGAGACGCGGGGCCGGACCUUUGAUCAGAUUGCGGCCGCGUUCCGACGCACCCCGUCUCUGUUAGACCACGAAAUCAAACCCUCCACCGAGCUGGACUGUCUGGGGCCAGAGGACAACGUCUGACCCGGGGCGGGAGCGAUCGGCCAGAGAGAGACACACAAAAGGAAUGUAACCGUAACCCAGCACUUUAACGACACAGCGAGGUUUAGAGAUUUUUAGGUUAGUUGUUUUUAGCUUUGUGGGUU
Molecule: messenger RNA, 919 nt
Organism: Terrapene triunguis (Three-toed box turtle)
Lineage: Eukaryota; Metazoa; Chordata; Testudines; Emydidae
Gene: SLC2A4
Product: solute carrier family 2 member 4
Exons: 5
Coding region: 45-797 (250 amino acids)
Biological process (GO): monosaccharide transmembrane transport; cellular response to insulin stimulus
Cellular component (GO): membrane
Molecular function (GO): hexose transmembrane transporter activity
Source: RefSeq, a predicted model, not a curated record